AUGAUGUGCAUCGGUGAAGAGGGCGAUGUCGCUCAGUUUGGUGACUGGACGAAACGAAAUAUAAGGCUGUACGCGAUUAGAAACGGCUACGAACUGUGCCCCAAAAGUGCACAUCACUGGAUCCGUCGAGGGAUUGCAGAGGCUCUGCGUACUGAAGACUACUAUGCAGUCGACGUCCUUCUGGGAGGGUACGACGAUAAAGAAAAUAAGGCCUUCCUCGGUUCAGUUGAUUACCUUGGCAAUGGGCUGGACGACCAGCCAUAUCUGUUCCGUGGCUUCUGCGGGCGUUUCUGCUAUGCCAUAAUGGAUCGUGAGUAUAAAAAA
Molecule: messenger RNA, 324 nt
Organism: Ostertagia ostertagi
Lineage: Eukaryota; Metazoa; Nematoda; Chromadorea; Rhabditida; Trichostrongylidae
Source: the annotation of a GenBank genome assembly